This is a messenger RNA of Psylliodes chrysocephalus, 186 nucleotides long. Lineage: Eukaryota; Metazoa; Arthropoda; Insecta; Coleoptera; Chrysomelidae. The record is from the annotation of a GenBank genome assembly.
AUGGCACUCAAAUCGAUCGGUGGUGGUGGAGUCGUAACAGCAUGCCAAUCUUUGAAUUCUCCUUCAGUGCUAUCAUCAAAAAUCAAUUUUAAUUUGUAUCUCUUUGUCUCAUUGACUUGUAUCGAAAACGUAUUUAGCUUCAUAUUAUUUACCGUUGAGAAAUUCAUCUUUCGCCAUUCCGUUUGA